CACACUUGUGUACAAUAAAAGGGUGUGUCCUCCAAACAAAGGGAGAACAACAUGAAAGCCAAACCGGUGCGAGUUUCUUGAUGUCACGUUCAACGCUGUGCCGAAAACUGAUUCUGCUAACAGGUUAUGGGCCCAGAAUCAAUGAAGAAACAGGUGAAUGCCUCGACAGACCGUGAACACCUGCUGUGUAAGUAAACGAGGAAAAUGAACAGAAAAGAAAAAGACAUGGCACACAGCCGCUGGUCAAGACUUCUUUUUGAUGGAGAUGAGAAAAAUUCUGAACUAUGGGAAACCAAGUUUUUAGGACAUCUUCGACUGCAAGGGUUGAAACAGACAAUUUUGACAUGUUCCUCCGAUGAUGACGAUGAAGAGGAAGACGCGAAGAAAAAUGCUGAAGCUUAUGCCGAGCUCAUUCAGUUUUUGGAUGACAAGAGUCUAUCACUUAUCAUGCAUGACGCGGCAGACAACGGACGUGCGGCACUUGGAAUCCUGCGGGCCCAUUACGCCGGCAAAGGAAAGCCAAGAGUGAUUAACUUGUACACUGAACUGACUUCGCUGCAGAAAUCACCCAGUGAAUCGGUUACAGAGUACAUCAUCAGAGCAGAGACCGCGAUCACCGCUUUAAGGAAUGCAGAUGAGGUGCUGAGCGAUGGACUUUUAAUCGCCAUGAUAAUGAAAGGACUUCCAGGGACAUUUAAGCCAUUUGCUGUUUACAUUAGGCAAAGCGAAGAUGGUGAUAAAUUGACUUUUGCAGAGUUUAAGACUAAACUCAGAAGUUUUGAAGACAUUGAGAAUAUGCGUGCUACAGUAUCUGAAGACAAUGUGAUGAAAGCUAAAGCACAUUCUGGCACAAAAUGCGCACCAAGAGGCGCAAAUGAUCCUGGAGCAGGAAGUUCUGAGAUUGUGUGUUUUAAAUGUGGGAUGAAAGGCCACAUAAGCAGAACCUGCCAGCGGAAGCAAUGGUGCAGUUACUGUAAGAAUAACAGUCACAGCAACGUAACCUGCAGACGGAGAAAACAACGGGACAACGCACGGAAAGUAGCCGAAGAGACGGGUGGCGACAGAGUUUGCAUUCCGGGUGAGCGACGCUGACACGCGAGUGGACGACAUCAGGAGGAGAGGUCUGAUGGUGGACGCUGGUGCAACAUCGCAUAUAAUCACCGACAUCGGGAAGUUUUGGAAGCUUGAUGAAAGUUUCCAGGCCGAGACGCACUGCGUGGAAUUGGCAGAUGGAUCCAGGUGUUUUGGGGUUGCUAAGCAACGAGGAGACGCGGAAGUGUGUUUGAUCGACAACAGAGGUCGACGUCUUAAAACAGUGCUGAGGAACGCAUUGUACAUCCCUUCAUAUCCGCAGGACAUCUUCUCAGUGAAGCUGCAACAUCCAGCGGAGCAACGGUGAUCUUCAAAGGAAAGAACGUUCUUCUCAGAGACGAUACCAAGUUCCCCAUUCACAGAUGUACUGAAGCUAGAAAAUGUUGUUCAUGGCAUGGAAAUUAAAGGGAGAGGUGAACCAAUGCCAUAUUGUGAAGUUUGCACAAAAGGAAAAUUUGUUCAAACUAGGAACAAGGAGCCAGAUGCAAGAGCUAAAGAACCUCUAGCAAUGGU
Molecule: messenger RNA, 1605 nt
Organism: Poeciliopsis prolifica (blackstripe livebearer)
Lineage: Eukaryota; Metazoa; Chordata; Actinopteri; Cyprinodontiformes; Poeciliidae
Exons: 2
Coding region: 205-1092 (295 amino acids)
Molecular function (GO): zinc ion binding; nucleic acid binding
Source: RefSeq, a predicted model, not a curated record